GAGUGGACACGACCUUCGUGAAGCAACUUCGGUUAGGCUUCCUCGCACGAGUUUUGGUGCGCCUGGAGAGGCACCGCGACCCAGCAGGUCUCCGAGUCGUUUUUAAGUUUGCGAACUCCGACUCGGAGCAUCUUUCGACCAUCUUCAACUUACCCUUUGAGGAGGUUGAUUCCUGGUGGACCAACGUCCUCCAGGCAGCAACGGCUCCUAAUCUUUCGUGA
This is a messenger RNA of Symbiodinium necroappetens, 221 nucleotides long. NCBI's taxonomy places the organism in Eukaryota, Dinophyceae, Suessiales, Symbiodiniaceae. The record is from the annotation of a GenBank genome assembly.